Messenger RNA from Aureobasidium namibiae CBS 147.97, 1725 nucleotides. RefSeq names its product amidase. The transcript has 5 exons. The record is from RefSeq and is a predicted model, not a curated record. Lineage: Eukaryota; Fungi; Ascomycota; Dothideomycetes; Dothideales; Saccotheciaceae. Bases 1 to 1725 code for a protein of 574 amino acids.
AUGGGGUCAGAUUGGGACGACAUUUACUUCAUGGUAUCGGACAAAAGACGACCAGAUCAAGAAGGCGUCCCAGACGUGUUCCAUGUACCUCAAUGCGAUAGCAACGAUGUCUACGAGUUGAGUGCAGAUGAACUUCAGCAUCUGUUAUCAACCAAAGCCAUGACCUCGGUAUCGCUCGUUAAACACUGUCUGGAAAGAAUUAGAAGGGUCAAUCCAUACCUAGAAUGUGUGAUCGAGACAAACCCAGAUGCUCUCGAUAUCGCCCAACAACUCGACGAUGAGCGAUUAAAAGGCAAGACCAGAGGACCACUGCACGGCAUUCCUGUCCUGGUCAAAGACAACAUGGCUACUAAGGACAAAAUGCAAACAACUGGCGGUUCCUGGGCACUCCUCGGUGCUAUCGUUCCGGAAGAUGCGCAUAUCGUGCAUCUACUCCGCAAAGCAGGUGCAAUCAUUUUAGGACACUCAAACCUGGACGAAUGGGCUGGUAUGCGCUCAAAGAUAUAUUCCAACGGCUACUCUGCACGCGGCGGUCAGACCAGAAAUCCAUAUAUGCUCAGUCGGAGUCCCCAAGGGUCGAGCUCUGGCUCUGCUGUGUCUGUGUCUAGCAAUAUCGUCCCGCUUGCCUUUGGUACAGAGACAGAUACUUCUGUCAUCUGGCCGGCUAUGGUCAGCGGUAUUGUAGGCAUCAAGCCUACUGUUGGUCUGACGUCUCGCAGUGGCGUGAUUCCUAUCUCGGAGACGCAAGACUCAAUCGGAACAUAUGGCAGAUGUGUGUCUGAUGCAGCUCGUGCUCUCGACGCGAUAGCUGGGCCCGAUCCGGAAGACAAGCACUCGGUAGUCCCCGAGAGACGACAGCCAAAGAGCUACGUCGACAGCUUGACUUCGAGAAAGGCACUAUAUGGUGCGAGAUUUGGUCUUCCCAUGAGACGAUUCUGGGAACUGGUGCCAAAGCAGCAAAGAAAAGUGGCAGAGAAAGUUCUAGAGCUUAUCAAAGAUGCUGGAGCACAAAUCAUACCUGUCGAGAUGCCCUGCGCAGAAGAACGUAUCGCACCUGACGGCGGAUGGGAUUGGGAGCACGGUAAAGAAGAAGUGUCAGAGUUCACUAUCAACAAGGUGGAAUGCUACUACCUGAUGAACGAGUAUCUCAGUAAACUCAAAAACACGAAUAUCAAGACAGUCGAAGAUGUCGUCCGCUUCAACGACGAGAAUGCAGGAUCUCAAGGAGCCAAACCUGGCGAUCAUCCGGCCUUCCCCUCAGGUCAAGACAAUUUCCGCGAAGUGGUCGAAGCAAAAGGCAUCAAGUCGCCAGCUUACUACUCCGCUUUCGCCCACAUGCGCAAGCAGUGCCGCGAGAACGGUAUAGACGCAGCCCUCCAUCCAAUUGUAAACGGCAGAAAGAUCUCUCUCGAUGCCCUCCUCUUCUGCGAUGUUCGUGGCUCAGGUCAACAAAUUGCUGCUCAAGCUUCAUACCCCGUAAUGACCAUCCCCAUCGGUCUCGAUCCUGAUGGCAUGCCCAUAGGCUUGAACCUUCAGCACACCGCUUGGGAGGAGGCAACACUGGUACGAUGGGCGUCUGCGAUAGAAGAUCUGCUUCGUGCAGAAGUUGGACCUAGGAACCCUCCUCGCUACCAAGAUCAUCUGGCCAAAAACAUUCCUGUGGAGAAUGAGUAUAGAUACCCAGGCGCACCACCUAGAUUUGGAGAUAGACCGCCACCCUCCUGA